AUGAAAGCUAAAGUCCUGAAAGACUUCAAAGCUCCUGACAUGACCCCAUACGACGGUACAUCAGAUCCAAGUCAUCACCUCAUCAAUUUCAGAAGUAGGAUGUAUCUCACGAACGCCUCAGAAGCAGUCCGUUGCAAAGCGUUCCCGACCACCUUGACUAAGACCUCAAUAAAGUGGUUUGACAGCUUACCGCCAAGGUCGAUUGCAAGCUUCGAUGACCUUGCCAAAAAGUUCCUAGCUAGGUUCUCCAUCCAAAAAGACAAAGCCAAGCACGCUCAAAGCCUACUAGGGAUUAAGCAAGGAGAUCGGAAAAAUCUUCGCACCUACAUGGAAAGAUUCAACAAAGCUUGCCUUGACAUACAAAGUCUUCAAAUAGAAGCGGCCAUCAUGGGGCUCAUCAACGGCCUAAGAGAGGGACCUUUCAGCCACUCAAUAUCCAAAAAGCACCCAACAUCUCUAAACGAGGUUCAAGAAAGGGAGGAGAAAUAUAUCAAUAUGGAGGAGAACUCCCAAUUGGGAGACAGCUCAAAAACCGGAUUCUCCUACACAACACGAGACAACGAUAAAGAAUCCAGGAAGAAAGAAGACCAACCCACUGAAAAACCUAGAAAAUACCACAACUACACCCCUCAUCGGGUAUCUCUUAUGGAUGUUUACUGA
Messenger RNA from Arachis duranensis, 660 nucleotides. RefSeq lists its product as uncharacterized. The record is from RefSeq and is a predicted model, not a curated record. Bases 1 to 660 code for a protein of 219 amino acids. Lineage: Eukaryota; Viridiplantae; Streptophyta; Magnoliopsida; Fabales; Fabaceae. The transcript has a single exon.